UAAUUUUCCAUCCUCUUACUUUUUAGUAUCUCUUGCUGCAACAGCAAUUUACUCCUAUGCAUUUCUUUUGCCAAUUAUUCUGUGGGGUUUGAUGUGGUAUCGGCAGAGUUCAAAUCGUUAUACUCUUCUUGAAAUUUUAUGUGUCUAUGGUUAUUCUCUUGCAAUUUAUGUUCCAAUAUCGAUCCUGUGGGUGAUUCAAGUGGCUUGGUUUCAGUGGAUAUUAGUAAUAAUUGGUGCUGCACUUUCGGGCACUGUACUUCUUCAGACAUUUUGGCCCAUUUUCAAAGAUGAAAACAAAAAGAUUGCUGCUGUUGUUUUAUGCUUGAUUUUACUCUUCCACGCUCUUUUAGCUGUUGGAUUUGUGACAUAUUUCUUUCAAGUUCCAAGUUUCUUCAAAAACUAUUGUACCAUCUUCUACAGUUCCUACUGAUCUACAUUCCUCAUUUCAUCAAGACGUAAGUGAUAGUCAUAUAAAAUCUCUCUCUCUUAUACAAGACCAAAAUGAAGUAAAAGCAAAAGAAAGCAAUGACAGUGAAAAAGCUAAUAAACUCUUGGAAAAAGAACAUAAUAUUAAGAAGAAGAUGACGAGUAAAAUCAGUGUCAAUGAAGUAACAUCUGUCAAAUUACCAGUGACGCCUGAAGAUGCCGAAAAGAAAUUGAAUAUAUCUGGCCACAUUGACGCCAGUAAAUAUUAAAUUUUUGCUUUGUAUUUCACUGUAUAUUAAUCUUAAGUAAAUAGUAUGAAGUAAAUAUAUAUAUGUAUGUAUAAAUGAA
This is a messenger RNA of Stegodyphus dumicola, 774 nucleotides long. Its product is annotated as protein YIPF1. The record is from RefSeq and is a predicted model, not a curated record. Gene Ontology annotation, cellular component: membrane; Golgi apparatus. Gene Ontology annotation, biological process: vesicle-mediated transport. Lineage: Eukaryota; Metazoa; Arthropoda; Arachnida; Araneae; Eresidae. Gene Ontology annotation, molecular function: small GTPase binding.